AUGUCAGACAAAAAGCCAAACAGCAAUCCCUUUGAGGAUCUGGAUCGACAUCACGCCGAGCAGGAGAUGGAAAAUGACGGUCUUCCGCCUUACUCACGAGUUGGGCCCAGCUCUGCGUCUGAAGAUCCAGCAGUCAACUUGAACGACUCUAAAGACUCUAAGAAGCAUCAACCAGAAAUCUAUGAUGCCCCGGAAGUAGUCCCACAGGUCGAUCGGGAAACGCUACCUGAAGUCGUACCCGUCGAAGAGAACCUGCCCGAGGUUCGUAGCCCGGAAAACUCAUACUAUUACAACCAAAACCAAGCAUUCGCUCCUUCUGCGAAUGGGCCAGGGUACCCUCCAGCAGACGGGAAAGGAUAUUCCCCAGCCAACGGGCCUGGAUACACCCCAUCAGAGGGGAAAGGCAAUCCUCCAGUGAGCGGGCCAGGAUAUCCCCCAGCAAACGGGCAAGGAUAUCCUCCUGCAGACGGGCAAGGAUAUCCUCAAGCAGGCGGAACUGGCUAUCCUCCUGCAUUCGGACAAGGAUACCCUCCAACCAACGCGCCAGGAUAUUCGCCAACGCCAAUGCCCAAUCCCCAAGACAGAACGAUCGCCAUCCCAGCCAUCGACUCCUCACCGGGGUCCCCUCUACUUCGAGCCUACGUGCCGAUGUUAAACAAAUACAAUCUCCCCCAGGAUUCCUUCUUCAGAUUCCUCGACUCACUCAACGAGGUGAUCACAACCAACCCACCAAUGCAAGUCCUCGAUGUCACCGGUGGCAUCCUCAGGUCCGUUCCAAUCCUAUUCCCUCUGCACUGGAUCGGAUCUGCAUUCAGCGGCCUUGCAAAUCUAAGCGAGCAAAGCAAAUCAAAGAGCCGAUCGGACUCAGCCCUCAAACAAGCGAACAAGGAAAUCUUCGGGCCCCGCGGCCUAAAAGCCGAGCUCGCGAACCUCGACGCACUCGCUUACAUUGCCAAAAUCCCUAUUCUUGACUCGCAGGGCAAGAUCAACAAGAACUCGACUCUUGUUCGGCAGUUGGGUGAUAUGUCUCGCGCGUAUCGAGAGCGGAGGAAUGGUAGCGACUCUAGGGAACAGGAUCAGAAACAGGCGCAUGAAUUGGACUUGCAGCAACAAAGGCUUCAUGUGCUUCAGCCGUGGAUUCAGGAUCUUCAACUUGAUAUCAAGCCGACGGCUAAGUCAAGGUUGACUCGGUUUAACUCUGCGCUGAAGAAGUAUAAUGAUCCUAGAAGGCAGGAUCCCAAUUAUAGGUCGGAGAAUGGUGACGAGCAGGACCGAUUCAGGAAAUGUCUUUGGUUGGUGAUUCGGGAGGUGGAUGGUAAUGGGGGACAGUCGCAAGCUGGGCCAUCGAGGUGA
Molecule: messenger RNA, 1353 nt
Organism: Penicillium waksmanii
Lineage: Eukaryota; Fungi; Ascomycota; Eurotiomycetes; Eurotiales; Aspergillaceae
Exons: 1
Coding region: 1-1353 (450 amino acids)
Source: RefSeq, a predicted model, not a curated record